This is a messenger RNA of Oreochromis aureus, 6632 nucleotides long. RefSeq names its product sterile alpha motif domain-containing protein 9-like. Lineage: Eukaryota; Metazoa; Chordata; Actinopteri; Cichliformes; Cichlidae. The transcript is spliced from 5 exons. The record is from RefSeq and is a predicted model, not a curated record. Gene Ontology annotation, molecular function: protein binding. The coding region runs from base 259 to 5190 and encodes 1643 amino acids. Gene Ontology annotation, cellular component: cytoplasm.
UGAGCCUGCGCACAAACAGAGCACGGAGGGAAAGAGCGAACAAGACGUGAAACCUAUCGUCACAUUUGUGCCUUUUCCAGCGGAUUUUUCAGCUACUGUAGUAAAUCUUGUCCGUAUUCAGUUUGUGGAGGAUGCGCAAAUAUGGGUGCUGAGUCCAUAACCGGGCUAUGGCAGAUGCAGCUGUGGGAUUAGCAGAGAGAGGAACACAGAGACCCACCAAGAUCACACAGGAAUCCUUCAUUUUCUGAGGUGGACAGGAUGGAUUCAGACUACAAAAAGAAAUCUACACUGUCAUCUUGCAUGUCUCUGAAGAGUAAUAGAUCAAAGAGCCCACCACCAGAUUUAAGCUCUGGGGAAACCAUGAAGGACAGGAAUGCAGUUCCACCUGGAGCAACACUCCCUCUUAGUGGGCAAUGGGAAAAAACUGGAGAAUGUGACCUCAGGCUACCGACACUAAUUGAAGACUGGACCAGAGAACAUGUGAAAGAUUGGCUGGUGAUUACACUCAGGGUACCAAAUCAUGUUGCACAGAGCCUCUAUGAACAAGAAUUUUCAGGGGCUUGCUUGGCCUCCUUUGAAAAACAAGACUUGUUAGACUUAGGUGUGCCACCUGCUCCAGCAAUACAAAUCAUAAAACAAGUCGAGAAAUUAAGGAAGCAUUCAGAAACAUUUAAUUUAAGUGCAAGAUUAUCAGAGAGUUAUUACACUGAUGAAUUUGUUGAAACUAAAACGGUGUCAUCAGAUUCAGGAAUCCAAAGCGAAAGUUCUGUAGUUGAAGACAUGUUGCAGACAGGAAGAGACAGAAUAAGAUCAGUAACAGAUCAGAACACAAGGGCCGAUACACAGUUGCAUAAGGAAAAUACUGACAACACAACAGAGCUACAAUUUAGGAGACAAGUAUGUCAAAUGCGUCCCUUUGACAAAAAUAAUUUCUCCACAUUCUACAUGGAAAAUGACAUUUUUCCACCUGCAACUGGUCCAAGUAAUCUCCUUGACCCAAUCCACGAGUACCAGCUUCUGCCUAAUGCAACUGAAGCAGAUGAAAGAGAAAUCUUAUAUGAAUUCACAAGAGAAGUGUUUAGCUUUGCUGCAAGCUGCAUGAAUUCACGAACCAACGGAACUAUUCAUUUUGGAAUCAACAACCAACAAGGACCACAACAUGGUCAGGUUAUUGGACACACAAUCACCUCUUUCAAUAAGUAUAUUGAGGCAUUUGAAUUAUCAGUGAGUGAAUAUUUUGAAGAACAACAUGUAAAUGCUGCUAGAAUGUGCAUCAGACCUCCUAAAUUUAUACAAGUUUGCUAUCAAGAUGGAACAACUUCAGACAAAUGGGUGAUUGAGGUUGAUGUAGUUCCAACAUAUUCAGAGACUCAGCACAUUCUUUUUUAUACUCAACUGAGUAUUACUACAGCAGAAACAACUCAGCAAUGCAAAACUGAAUGCCUGUUUGUCAGGGAUGGCUCAAGGUCAAUCAACAUUUUAGCAGACACAAACCCUCGGGUGGUUCAAGAGGAAAUGAAAAGCUUGACAGAGAAAGUGAAGCACUGGGCGUCAGCACGCAAGUCAGCAGAAGAAAAGGAUGAGAAACUCCCACCACAAGGCCACCAGGGUCAAAGACUAAAGCAGCUCAUAACCCGUGGAAGAGAUUCUUUUGAUAAUUCCCUGCAAGUCAUUGUGGUUACUGACAAAUGCCAUUCAAGUCAACUGGAGCACUUGGAUUUUCUAAGUGAGAUGAAGUUGUUUGCUGUUCUUGAGUUUGACCCAGAAUCUGAUGUAAAGGGAACAUGUAGUUUUUACAGAAGACACCACAUAGCCAAUCUGCACUACCCACGAAUGUAUACCACUCAAGACAGUUUGACUGCAACCAUUAGAAAGCUAAACUUGUUUAAACAAACAAGCUGGGUUUUCUGCAAUGGAAAGGUAAAUGAAGAUAGCGCCGCAGACAAGCCUCUCGCACCCAGUGAAUGGCUUAAGAGACGCUCUGGUGAUAUCAGCAACUUGAUAUCUCUGCUUUGUAAGCCAGAUUUGCUUUCCAAGGAUAGACUGCUGGUGAUAUUUAUUCUUCACUCUGCAGAAACGGACAUCUCAAGCCCUCUUCUGGAGACAUUCUGUGCCAUCUAUCGCACACUAGAAGGAGCUGAUAAUAUUGUGUGCAUAUGCAAAGAUGCCAGUAUAUUCACUGAGUGGAAAAGGCUGAUUGAGUCUCGUUGUAAGGAAGACAUCACCAGUAAAUGCAUUUAUGAAUUAAGUCUGAAUGAAAUAUCCAGCACCAUCAAAAAACUCAAAGAACCUCAAACACAGUCCUCCCAGAGAUACUUGCCAUCCACAGGUUCAAGCUCAGUCCAACUGACAAGAAAAGAUGAAGAGCUUUUCACUGCUUUGGACAUCUUGUGUGAAAAUGAAUGUGAGAACACAGAAAUUGAAACAAUGGAUUCUUUUCAAGGGUUUAAGAAGAAAACAGAGGAAGAUUUUUACAGAGGAGGACAAGUUACAUGGUGGAAUUUUUACCUUUCUGUGCCUUUCAUCAGGCGAGACAAAUACAAUGAGCUAUAUGACUUGAUCACACCUGUCCAAGGCUACACAUCUUCAUGUGUAGUAAUAAAUCUAUUCCAUCACCCAGGAUGUGGCGGAACAACUUUAGCAAUGCAUGUCCUUUGGGAGCUAAGAAGAAAAUUCAGAUGUGCUGUUGUUAAAAACAACAUGGAAAAUAAUAAUGAAAUUGCUUCCCAAGUCAUGAAUCUUGUGAUAUAUGGCAAACAGGAACAGCCAGGUUAUGUCCCUGUUCUUCUCUUGGUGGACAACUGGGAAGAUGUAACAGACCUAAAACAGUGCAUCCUGAAUGUUGCCAGUAAUCGAAAACAACAUAACAGUCCCAUGGUAAUUAUACUGAACUGUGAGAGGACCCAAUUUCCAUAUGAGAGCUCCAGAAACAGCCACUUUGAAAAUGUGUUCAUGACAAACAAGUUGUCAGCUAAAGAGCAGAAUUUGUUUUCUGGAAAACUUGAACAGCUCAAAAUUGACCAUGAGAAACCUGAAACUUUCUAUGCCUUCAUGAUCAUGACAAAUAACUUCAGUGAGGCUUACAUUACAGAUCUGGUGAGCAACACUGUUAAAGAUCUUGACAGUACUACCCAACAGGGUCAAUUAUUGUCCUUCCUAGCUUUGCUGAACACUUAUGUCAAUGGAUCCUACUUGUCCUUGUCUCUGUGUGAAGAACUAGUGGGCAUAAAGGAUGCCCUGUACAAGCGAGAAACUCUUGAUGACAAAAUGAAUCCCUAUUCCACACUGCUGAUAACCUUCACCAUCGAAGAACAUGGCACCUAUCAAGCAGUGCGAUUCUUGCACCAGAUGAUUGCAAGUAAGUGUCUUAAAGUUCUUAAUCAAAAACAUAAACUUUCUCUGUCUGAGAUAACCAUCAACAUUUUGCACUGUGACAGAGUUUACGAGUCAUGCAUGGGAAAGGAUUUUCUGGUCCAAAACAUUCAGAGCAUGCUCAUCACACGCCACAGAAAAGAACAAGGAGAUGACAAAGACACACUGUUUUCUCCUUUAAUUGAAGAAAUAUAUGCUGAGGAAGGACCUGACAAAACCAAAGAAGUCUUAGAAAGAGCCACAGUGAGGUUUGACAGAAGUGCAACACUGCCGCAAGCACUGGCAAGAUAUUUCUACUUGAAAGAAGAAGACUUCACAUCAGCCCUGCGUUGGGCUUUGGAUGCACAAAGUAAAAACCAAAAUUCCUACAUUGCAGAUACAGUUGGACAAGUUUAUAAGAGCCACCUCAAAAAGAAAAUCCAAAAUUCUCUAACUCCUGAAGAAUAUGAUGAAUGCCUAAGAUUGGGUGUCAAAGCUGUAAAAGCAUUCCAGGAGUCACAGGAGCUUGCUAAAGCAGAUGAACAAGUAGAUCCUUUUGAUCUGCAUAGCAGAAAGAGAUCAAAGUCCUACAAUACAUCAGGCUAUGUUGGAGAGACAGAAGUAAUGAUUAUCCUUCUUGACAUCAUUAAAGAUCUUCCCCUCUCUGGUGUCAGUGGCAGAUAUAAAAGAGAUAAAAUGCUUCAGUUUCUCAAAGGGCACCUUGAAGAGAAAAAUCUAUAUGAUUACAGCAACACAACUGCCAAUGAAUUUGUGGCUGUACUGGCAGAACACAAGAAAUUUCUCAUCUCCUUGAGGCCAAGGCUGAAGGAAAUUUUCAAUUUUUUUGAGAAUUAUUUUACAUACCUAAAGCCUAGGUCAAAGGAAAGGGAAAUGACUGAUGAAAGAAGUAAACGAAAAGUAUCUGAGUACUUCAGAAAGUACAUACAAGUCUUCAGUACUUCAGAUGAGGAGAAAGCAUCCGAAAAGGCCAGAAACCCUAAUCUAAGUCUCAGGCAGGAAAUACUGGACCAGAAGUUCUAUCUGGAAACAAAGCGUGCGGACACAUUUGCUGGAAUUUUGCAGUGCUUGACUGAUAAACAUGGUACUGAAAUGGAGCACAUUGUCAGAAAAUGGACAUUUAUCUAUGACAAUUCAUCAUCUGUCUCAGAUAAAGUAAACUUCAUUUUGGCAAACAUAGUCUUGCAAAGCAUCAAGCCAUCUUCAAAGUUGGUAAAAAAAUAUGAAGACCUAGUUGAACUUCUGAAUGAGGAACUGCAAAAAGAGGGCACCCAAUCAAAUCUAACAGAACUGUACUACCUCUCCAUGCUGCUCCUGUGGCCUACAAAAGACAAAAAGCUUGCAAGCGUUGCAGCAUGCCAAAAUAUCAGCACAUAUAUCACAGCAGCCAAGAAAUCCUUUCAUCGGCGCUUCUCUUACAUGUUUCCAGCAAGGAGUACUAUAGCUCAUUUCUUUCUUGGAAAAUCCAGUGGACUAAAGCGAAUAGUUUCUAAAGCAAAACUUGAUCAAAUUCUGGAUCGUGUUUCAAAACAAGACUCUUCCAGUAGUGAGAGUACUCAUUCACGAAAGCAUCAUCAUCUUUGGCAGAGUGGUGCAGCAUGGAACCGGCCAGAGGUGCAGGAUGAGCUGUUAAGGAUAAAAGGGAAAUCAGAAAAUGGUGAAAUUUAUGUUAACUAUGGAGCCAACCUAAAAAUAUUGGUGCGCCCAGUUUACUUGGGUGACAUUCGAAGUGGAUACAGCCAGGAGGAAGUAUCCUUUUACCUUGGAUUUACUAUGGAAGGCCCAGUAGCCUAUAAUGUAAAGUAUGUAAAUGACCAGUGAAUGUAAAAACAAAAUGUGCUAUGGAAUACUGUUUCCUUGUCUGGCAACAGAACAAGUGACGUGGGAAGAAAAUCCAAGAGAAGAGGUUCAGUAGAGAGAAAAAAAUGGCUACAAUAAUGAAAUAGACUAAUUUUGCAGUAUCAUAAAUGCUUUAAGAUAAAAAUUAUUAUUUGAUAGCCUAGGUAAAACCAGAAAUACGAUUAACAAAAUAUACAGUCCUUUUAUUCUAAAUACUACUGUCACGUUUAGACAAGGGAAGAAAUGGUAAAAACAGUGCUUUUUAAGCACCCAAUGAAUCAUGAGUGUCUUGUUCACAGAAAUUAAAACCGCCAUUUUUGAAACCCAGCACUGGGGGAAAUGGCUACAAAAAACAACACGAUGUUCCCUUGAGUCUGAUGAAAAGCUACAGACAGAUGGUGUGGGAAGCUCAAACAGGUUGCUAUGAUGACAACCACACAUUAGGUACUGGCUAUCCGUGGCGGGUCAAUCUGAGUAGGUACCAAUUGGAAAGGCUGGCUCUUUAAAAAGUGAGUAAACUUUUUUUGUACCUAAAAUUGAUAAGCUUUCUUAAUAUAAAUUCAAUGCAGUGUGAUGUAGAUUAUCAAAAAAUGUGGUCAGUUUCAUCAAUGUUCCAUGUGUUUCUUUUAUGAGCUAUAACUAUCGAAGUUGUGUUCUAAUGACAUCUUGCUGGUAUGAAUAACAACAAAAAUUGUCAUAUUUGGCAAAUAUUUAAAUUUCAGCUUUAGCCUACAAAGAAAAAAAAUGCAAUUUAUAGGAUUAUUUUAUUGUUUCUGGUGGAUGGAUGAUGGACAUUGUUUUAAAGUUGUAAAUGUUUCUCUUUUGACAUAUUUUUUUUGUGGAAACUUGAAGCUUGAAAUGUUUUAUUCUACAAUGUAUAACUGACUAAAGGUAUGAAGCUGACAAACAGACAACAAACGGGGAAGGAAACCACUCUAACCUUUCUCACUCUUUCUUCAAUUACACUCCUGAUUGGGAAAGUGUCUAGACAGCUGUGCUAGGAGCACUCUGUGAACAUUAAACAUUAAAACACACAUGUCAAAUUCAACAGAAAAAGAGCAAACUAUACCAGAUCCAUCAACGUGUGAUGGAUUGAAAUAUGCACAGAAGUGUUGAGCCAAAGACACCAAGUGCGAAAAAUUAAGAAUAGAAAAAAAACAAUCUACUACUUUACAACAGCGUUGUUAUAAAUGUUUUUACAUGGAGUGAAUGCAUUUUGGUGUACUUGGGUCAUCUGUUAAAUGUACUUAUGUGUUGGAAUAAGUCUUCAAAAAGCAAAGGGGAUGGGAUUCUAUGGCAUGUAGCAUAUGUAUAAGGUGACACAUGUAAUUUGCAUUACUGUAAGGUAAACUUGGACUAAUGACAUGUAUUUUUACUGAAUGAGAUGAGUUUGAUGAUUAAAAGCUUUAGCAUUAGCAAAAGCA